This is a messenger RNA of Cervus elaphus (red deer), 419 nucleotides long. RefSeq names its product serine protease 48-like. The record is from RefSeq and is a predicted model, not a curated record. NCBI's taxonomy places the organism in Eukaryota, Metazoa, Chordata, Mammalia, Artiodactyla, Cervidae. The transcript has 4 exons. The coding region runs from base 91 to 360 and encodes 89 amino acids. Gene Ontology annotation, biological process: proteolysis. Gene Ontology annotation, molecular function: serine-type endopeptidase activity.
UCCCGCCCCGCUUCUAGGCUGCUCCCCAGCUGAUCUUGCCCUGGGAUCUGAGUCCAGAAAGCAGGAGGAGGAGACUCUGAGGACAGAAAUAUGGGCCCUGCGGGCUGCGUCUUCCUCCUGCCUCUUCUGUUGGGGAUCUCAGGGACAGAUGAGGAGGAACCCGAGAAUCUCGUCAAGUCAAUCUGCGGGCGGCCCGCGGUUUUCUCUGGCAUCGUCUCCGGCCUGGAGGCCAACGUGGGGCAGUGGCCCUGGCAGGUCAGCAUCCGCCAGGGCUUGUCUCACGUCUGUGCCGCCUCCCUCAUCUCAAAGCAGUGGGUGCUGACAGUGGCAAGCUGCUUCCGUCACUGCUCGGGAACCUAGGAUAAAAUCUGUAAGCCAUGAACUACCAGGUAUCUGCUCGUCUCCGCAUCAGCCCGUUC